This is a messenger RNA of Haliotis rufescens (red abalone), 7660 nucleotides long. Its product is annotated as homeobox protein Wariai-like. The coding region runs from base 366 to 1472 and encodes 368 amino acids. The record is from RefSeq and is a predicted model, not a curated record. The transcript has a single exon. NCBI's taxonomy places the organism in Eukaryota, Metazoa, Mollusca, Gastropoda, Lepetellida, Haliotidae. Gene Ontology annotation, molecular function: protein binding. Gene Ontology annotation, biological process: intracellular signal transduction.
CGUUCUUUAUACUUCCGGGGCUAAUAUCAACAUUUGACAGCUCGAAUGUAGCUGAGAUAUCGUAGAUGGAAAAUUGUUCGUGGCUGCACCAGAUUGAAUGUUAUUGUAACGAAUUUGUCUGCAUCUGUCAGAAAAACUGGCAACAGAGGGUAUUAUUCACGUUUGAAUGGAUAGACAGAAGUCAAGAAAGUGAAGACUGGACGUGAAGGAUGGAAGGAUGACCCUGUGCUGUGACUGUCGGCUGGGAUACACAUGACAUCGGCAAGCUGUUAGUUGUCCGGGGUUAUCUGUCGACAGAAGAACAAUAACAGCAGCAAGCAAACGUUUCAAACUGUGUUUACAUGAUGCUUUUCCACAAAUAAUGAAUGUGGGACAAUGAAAAUGACACCAUUGAAACUGUAGAGAGGAGUUGGCAAAAGGUAAAUCAAAGUCUGUCCAACAAGAAUCUGUUAGGCCCUAUUGUGACCCUUCUAUACAUGUAUUCUACCACAAUGUCACAAAUCGCAGCCAUAGUUGCAAAGGCAACCAUUGUAGCAAAAGCUGCAGUGCACAAAGAGGUACAGUGCAAAUCACCAAACAGCACACAAACAACAUUUGAGACUUCCAACCGUUAUGUCCAGUCUUACUUGUCAUAUGAUUUGUUUUCUGCAAUUGAAGAAGGAUGUUUAACAUCUGUUCGCAACUUGCUUUUGUCUUAUCCGGAUUUGGAUCUGAACUAUCAUAUCAAAGAUAUUACUCCACUAUCUUUGACUCUCUACAAGAGACAUUUUGACAUAUUUCAUUUAUUUAUGAGACAUCAUGAGAAGACAAAAAAUAUUGACUUGAACAUGAGCAGCAAAGACCAUUUAGGUCGUGUUGAACCUCCUGUUGUGACGUCCUGUCGGAUGCACUUCCUCGAGGGUGUCGUCACCCUGGUGUCACAAGGUGCAGAUAUUGAUGCUGCAGACAACAUGGGCCAUACUGCAUUGUGGGUGGCAUCACGACAGCAGAUGCCUGAUCUUGUACAGUAUCUUAUUGCGAAUGGUGCUAGUGUCAACAAGAUGGAUAAGUAUAACUGUACACCCCUUCUUGCCGCUUUUAUGUACAGAGUGAGUUCAAUAAUACUCAAGACCCUGAUCGUGCAUGGCAGCAGUCUGGGUGGCGUGGGACCCUACUGUCCAGCGGAGCAGUCUCCUUUGUUCUGGGCUGCCAAGCAUGGGAAUGUGGAAAUAAUCAAACUUGUGUUAAUGGCUGGGGUAUCACCUCCACAGAUCCGUUCAGUGCGUAUGGCGCUCCAAAACAGUGACAUUGAUGAAGAUAUUGUUGAACUCUUGGACAUGGAAUCCAAAACACCCCACUCCCUCCGUCAUCAAUGCAAGUGUGUUCUCCGAUCUCACAUUAUUAAACAGUCUGAUGGCAAGAACUAUUUGCAGAGUGUUGACAGUCUCCCACUGCCAUCAAGUCUCAAACACUACCUGCUCCUCAACAGAUGAUGCCCUGAUAGCUGGAGAUCCACCUGUGCUACUUGCUGUUGCAUACCUGGAGAUCCACCUGUGCCAUAUGCUGUUGCAUACCUGGAUAUUCACGUGUGCCACAUGCUGUUGCAUACCUGGAGAUCCACCUGUGCCAAAUGCUGUUGCAUACCUGGAUAUUCACCUGUGCCACAUGCUGUUGUAUACCUGGAGAUCCACCUGUGCCAAAUGCUGUUGCAUACCUGGAUAUUCACCUGUGCGGCAUGCUGUUGCAUACCUGGAUAUUCACCUGUGCGGCAUGCUGUUGCAUACCUGGAGAUCCACCUGUGCCACAUGCUGUUGCAUACCUGGAGAUCUACCUGUGCUGCAUGCUGUUGCAUACCUGGAUAUUCACCUGUGCCACAUGCUUUUGCAUACCUGGAUAUUCACCUGUGCCACAUGCUGUUGCAUACCUGGAGAUCUACCUGUGCCACAUGCUGUUGCAUACCUGGAAAUCCACCUGUGCCACAUUCUAAGGUCACACAGUGCAUAACUCCAACAUAAAUGUCAAGAAAUGGAAAACUAUUUUGUAUAAUCAUCAGAUCAUUAUCAUUCUUUCAUAAUGUUUGUUAGCAAAGUUUGCUUAAGUGCUAUAAUGGCUGUGAGUGUAAACAUUUCUCUAAGCUAAACAUUUUGUGCUAGUGCAGUACUGGCCUUGGUAUAUUGGCAGAACACAUACCCCUGUACAUCAUAACCAUCCAUCAAUGUCCAUCAUUACCAUUGUAUCUGUUUUCAUGAUUACAAGCCGGAUAUUUUUAGAUGUUUUUCUUUCUUCAUUUAUUUAACAUGCUCAACCACAUGAUUACAAGAAUGCCUCUUUCACAGACAUUUUAUGGAAUUGAUUUUAUGUGAAUUAUUGGCUUUGAAAUGUUAUGUGAAACUCAUUUGAAAUGGUCAAGAUUGUUUUGUAUAUUUUGUUGGUUACUGGUUAUGCUUGCAAUAUAUUACAUGGGCUUCAUGUGUAGUGUAGAAUUCAGACUGAUACCUUUAGUCAUAGGGGAAGUUAACUUCAUCGUUUGAGCAAAUGGUUAUAUAAUGCUGUUUUGUGAUCUGGGAUAUUUGUUAGUGUAUGGGAAAGUGAGGGCAUGGAAAAGUGUUUGAGUGUCUGUGACAGUUUAUAUGCAUGUUGUGUUCAGUUGCUCCCAUGUCAACAGUCUCUUCAUAUCUUCUUGUCAGCACAAGUCAAAUACUUCUGUGUUGAGUCACACUUAUUAUGUUCAGAUUAUCUGUAAGAGACAUAUUUCCUCCAUUAGGAAGACAGGCUUCUUCCAGUUUACUUUUCCAUUGGCCCCAGCCCUUAUUCUACCACUUUACUGUUAGAUCGUUCAAGCCCUUAUUCUACCAGUUUACUGUUAGAUCAGCCCAUGCCCUUAUUCUACCACUUUGCUGUUAGAUCGUCCAAGCCCUUAUUCUACCAGUUUACUGUUAGAUCAGCCCAUGCCCUUAUUCUACCACUUUACUGUUAGAUUGUCCAAGCCCUUAUUCUACCAGUUUACUGUUAGAUCGGCCCAUGCCCUUAUUCUGCCAGUUUACUGUUUGAUCGUUCAAGCCCUUAUUCUACCAGUUUACUGUUUGAUCGUUCAAGCCCUUAUUCUACCAGUUUACUGUUAGAUCGGCCCAUGCCCUUAUUCUGCCAGUUUACUGUUUGGUCGUUCAAGCCCUUAUUCUACCAGUUUACUGUUAGAUCGUUCAAGCCCUUAUUCUACCUGUUUACUGUUAGAUCGGCCCAUGCCCUUAUUCUACCAGUUUACUGUUAGAUCGUUCAAGCCCUUAUUCUACCAGUUUACUGUUUGAUCGUUCAAGCCCUUAUUCUACCAGUUUACUGUUAGAUCGGCCCAUGCCCUUAUUCUGCCAGUUUACUGUUUGAUCGUUCAAGCCCUCAUUCUGCCAGUUUACUGUUAGAUCGUUCAAGCCCUUAUUCUACCAGUUUACUGUUAGAUCGGCCCAUGCCCCGAUUCCUUUCCAGUGUUCAAAGUUAAAGGGGAUCCCGUGCCCUGGAAAUCUUCUCCCUUGGUUUUUGAAUGUAGGGACCCCCUCAAUGUUUAACUUUUAGGGUUGUUAUACCCCCUUGAAUUUCAGCCUUGAUUUCAAACACUGCUUCUUAUCUGUUUUGAGGCAAUACAACACAUACACAGGUAUAUGGUGGUCAAAAGUAAUGAAGACAAGUCAUUAGCUUCUGGUGAUCCAGUCUGGGGUAAUAAUAGGCACUGCGAUGAAUGAAAACUUGUUUAUUUAUGUCGUACAUGCAGGAGCUUUAACUUACACUAUUGGCCCUGAUCAACUACAUCAACUGCUAGGAUGCUAGUCCAAGACAUUUUCUGUGGCUUUCAACCCUGUUUCUUUGAUUUUUAUAAUGAUGGUUAUUUAGAGUUCUAGCCAAACUUUGUAAGAGUGGCUGAAUUAUGUCUGUCUGUGUCUGGCAGUCUGUGUCUGGCAGAUGACCGUCUGUGUCUGGCAGAUGACCGUCUGUGUCUGGCAGAUGACCGUCUGUGUCUGCCAGUCUGUGUCUGACAGAUGACCGUCUGUGUCAGGCAGAUGACCGUCUGUGUCUGACAGAUGACCGUCUGUGUCAGGCAGAUGACUGUCUGUGUCUGCCAGUCUGUGUCUGGCAGAUGACCGUCUGUGUCUGCCAGUCUGUGUCUGGCAGAUGACUGUCUGUGUCUGGCAGUCUGUGUCUGGCAGAUGACCGUCUGUGUCUGGCUGUCUGUGUCUGGCAGUCUGUGUCAGGCAGAUGACCGUCUGUGUCUGCCAGUCUGUGUCUGGCAGAUGACCGUCUGUGUCUGCCAGUCUGUGUCUGGCAGAUGACCGUCUGUGUCUGGCAGAUGACCGUCUGUGUCUGGCUGUCUGUGUCUGUCAGUCUGUGUCAGGCAGAUGACCGUCUGUGUCUGCCAGUCUGUGUCUGGCAGAUGACCGUCUGUGUCUGCCAGUCUGUGUCUGGCAGAUGACCGUCUGUGUCAGGCAGAUGACGGUCUGUGUCUGACAGAUGACCGUCUGUGUCAGGCAGAUGACUGUCUGUGUCUGCCAGUCUGUGUCUGGCAGAUGACCGUCUGUGUCUGCCAGUCUGUGUCUGGCAGAUGACCGUCUGUGUCUGCCAGUCUGUGUCUGGCAGAUGACCGUCUGUGUCUGGCUGGCUGUGUCUGGCAGUCUGUGUCAGGCAGAUGACCGUCUGUGUCUGGCUGUCUGUGUCUGCCAGUCUGUGUCUGGCAGAUGACCGUCUGUGUCUGCCAGUCUGUGUCUGGCAGAUGACCGUCUGUGUCAGGCAGAUGACCGUCUGUGUCUGGCAGAUGACCGUCUGUGUCUGGCAGAUGACCGUCUGUGUCUGGCAGUCUGUGUCUGGCAGAUGACCAUCUGUGUCUGGCAGAUGACCGUCUGUGUCUGGCAGAUGACCAUUGUGUUGGACUGCUUCCUUGUAAUUCUCUUCAUGUGUGGUUACUGUCGGUAUGAUACUGCUGUAACCUAAUAUUGAUUUAAACAUCCAGCAGCGCUUCAGGUUGAUUUGAUUACUCUGAGGUCAAGUCCCUCAUUAGUUGGGGAAAUGGCAGGCUUAUUAAAUAUGUUGCCAGGGGACAUGUAUUGCUCAUUAAUGGAGGUUUGGGAUAUUUUAAGGGUCAAUGAAACAGGCCCUCUUUCAAUCUGAAGCACUGCUAACUGGUCUAUCUUUUGUCCUGUUGCUCCUGACUACGUAGCAUCAGUGAUGUGGCUUCCAUGAAAAUCUGACUUUGCAUCUGUGAUGAUGAUGUGUGAGUUGUCAGUGAUGUCCCCAGUUCUGUAGACUCUGUUGACCAGGGAAUGUUUUCGAGCUUGAUGCUGGUAGAAUUGUAUGGGCAAUGCUUGCCUGCAUGCUGAAGCCAUCUGGUGUGUUCAUCAUUGUUUAAAUGUGAUUUCCUCUGACUGUGUGUGAACAUUGGCAGCUGAUUAGCAGUAAGAACUUGAUCUUACAGAAGCUCUGAACAUCACUGAGAAUCUAUAACCUGCUACUGCCCUGACAAACUCUCAUUGUGCAGGAGCAUCUUGGCUGAAAACAAACAGCGGAAUUGGUCCUGAUUUCAGCAUCAUCCAUCAUCUCAUCAACAGAUUCACCCACAUUUUGUGAUCAACUCAAGUUCCACGUAUCUGGGUUGUAGACUAUCAGGAUUUGCCACAGUAUCAGUUGCUUGAGUGAAUCUUGACCUUGCCAGAAGGUCAAUGCUUUUCUUACCCUCAAUUGGAAACAUUGUACAUGGCUUUUGUUACAGAGUACGACCUUGUUCAUCAGUGGACCAAAUAUUCACAAAAUGUUGAGUGCUAUGUGUGGAAAUGGUUCCCUUGUUUAGCCAUUCAAAAUGUAACAAAGUUGUACAAGACUUGCUUCCCAAUGACAGCCCUGAGGCUGGUUGCUGCCAGAUGUAGACUGGUGUACUAUGUGUAUUGAUGUGUGUAUUGGUGUGUACUGAUGUGUGUGUGCUGGUUCCUGCCGUGCUCCGGAUGUGCAAGGUCAUCUCCCAUUGUCCAGGGGGAAGGUCAAGGUCAGCAGGUGUCAUUGUUAAUGAAUAACGAUGUAAUUGCUACAUUUGUCGUUUUUCUACAUUGAUUUCAACAGAAGGAUAUUAGUUUGUAUAUCUGUAUCUCAUCUGAAAAUAUUAACAAUACUAUAUACUACCCUGGUACUCAACAUUUGAGAGGAGUACUACAUACUGUUACAUGGCUAGAGGACAGAAACUUGUGCACUUGCUUUUAUUAACUUUACAUGAAGCUGAACAUGCUCAAGAUGCAUGGCAAUAUGGGAUACUGUUCGUAGGAAACCAUCUCCAAGCAGCCAGUCACACAUUCAGGUCCCACACUAAGCAUAGCCCUAUCACACGUUGAGUAGUAUGACCAACUUCAUAGAAAACCAACCCUUGGGUAACCAUGGUUAAUCAGUUUGUUUAGACGGAAAAUUAUAGACACAAACCCCUGGGGAUGGCACAUGGAUAAGCAGCAUCAAGCGAGUCGCUGCUUCUGAAUUACAUGAUCGGGUGUCGACCUGUCACAGGGUGUGUGAAGGGGACACUAAACUCACGGGGUCGUUAGUCAGUAACUCAGUUUCUUCUCACGCCGCUGACCGAGACCCUCACUUCUCCAUGUUUUUCUUGCCACAAGGGCCAAAGUAUUGAAAUCUCAUCUUCUACUUUUUGCAAUAUUUCUAAAAAAAAGAUUAUUUCUAUUUUUUAGAUUUAUCUUUGAAUAUUUGUUACUAUGUUUUACUGAAAGUUGUGAAUCUCUGUGUGUACUUGUCAAUGUGAGAAAGAAUCAUGUUCCCAUUCUACUUCCUUAGUGUUGCUACAUGGCGUAGAUAUUGCCAGUCUACUUCCCUAGUGUUGCUACAUGGCGUAGAUAUUGCCAGUCUACUUCCCUAGUGUUGCUACAUGGCGUAGAUAUUGCCAGUGUCAUGCUUAAUAUAAUAUAUUUAACUUAUUCCUCCGUGUGUUCUCAAAGAUGAAAUGACAGUGAUGAGAAUAGAUUGGCAAUUCAUAAUGUACUACAUGUACUAGCUUAAGAUGCGCUUUCCUUCAAACUAUUUGUACAAUAGUUUAUGGUUUUGUUGUCUAGGAAAUCAAGGCCUCUUAAAUCCACUAGAAAGUUUAUUUAUGUUUAAAUGUUUGACAAUCAUAUUACAAACAGGUUGUGUUGUUAAUUGAAAUCCUUUGUUGUUGCAUUAUUCUCUAUGAUGUUUUUAUUUUCUUGGGACAGCUUGGUGUUACAGGUAGCAUGAGUGCUUCUCUCUAACAGACACCAGAGCUAUUAUAUGGCUGUUAUUAAAACCUACUUCUCAGUUGUCACAUUCUAAGGUACUCAAUGGAUUCAACUGUUUGGUUCCAUGUAACCAUGGCAACGUAGUGUCCCAAUGGUUGAUGUGUAACCAGUCUAUCCUAUGGCUCGUGUAAGAGACAUCUCCUUUGCCUCCAUCUCAAUCUCAUUAAAAUCAGAUCUUAGUUCUCGCUACCGCUAAACAAAGAUCUGAGGACAUCCCAUUACAGGUCACGUCAGACCGACCUUGCGCAAACUUUAACCGACCAGUGGAAUGACUAAUCAGAAGGCAGCUUUCUUGUGCUUUACGGCACUAAUUUCAAAUUGGCGACUACGCUUCAAAACAUAUUUUGACAAAUUCUCGAUUACAAAUUUGAAACCUGAACAAAAGAACAUUCUGGAAU